GUCAGUUGCAAUAGCGGGAGAUGUCCAGCCACCACCUGAAGGCUUAACCCUACAUACAGAACACUGUUUCUAUCCCCCAGUAUUUAUUUUCCAUCUUAAAUUAGUGUUCCACAGCAGACCUGGGGGGGAGGGGGGAUGCUUAAUAUCCUCGAAAAUAAACUAAGCAUCUUAAAGAGAGUUGAAGUCAACCGAUCAGAGUGGAGUAGACAGUAGCGUGCAAGAUGAACUCAAUGAUCUAUAACAAAUGAAACAAGCUUAUCCCCUCAGUUGCUUUAUGUGUAGCUACCUGUCUACCAUAACAUAAGUGACAGGAGCGCUUAUUGCUCCUACAAGCUGCCGUAGUAAAAGUUACGAAGCUGACUAUCAAGGAUCAGGGAGAUUUUUACGAAAAGAGCAAGAAACCGCAGAAAACUGCACUAGCCCACGCGUUCGUAACUCCGCCCACCUAACUAGCCACUUCCGGCGCUGGGAGUUGACGUUCCUAACACUUCGGAAGCGGCGUUCCGGCGGCAGCCGUGGAGGUGAGAGAACUUCCCUAGUUAACACGUGGGGUGCAGGUGUGGCUCUUCAUUCUUGGACAAGACCUUCGAAGGUGAAGCAGCGGGCGAUGCAGUGGAGCAGCGGCCGGGAGGGUCGUCAGCCCCGCCCGCUCUGUCCCGCGCAGCCUCUGUUUCCUUGCGCCCCUCGCCACUCCGGGGAGACGGGCACCGAUCAGUGAACCAGAUCUGUGCCACCUGCUUCCUACCGACCCGCAGCAGUGCUCUUCCUUUGCAGGUUGGCAGCGUGAGGGCUUGCUGUGGUGUCGCUGCCAAGGUCCCUGAGGAGGGCAAUGACCGAGUACAAGCUGGUGGUGGUGGGAGCUGGUGGCGUUGGAAAAAGUGCCUUGACCAUCCAGCUUAUCCAAAAUCACUUUGUGGAUGAAUAUGAUCCAACAAUUGAGGACUCCUAUCGGAAACAGGUAGUUAUUGAUGGAGAGACCUUUUUACUGGACAUCCUGGACACUGCUGGGCAGGAAGAGUAUAGUGCCAUGAGGGACCAGUAUAUGAGAACUGGUGAAGGCUUUCUUUGUGUUUUUGCUAUUAACAACAGCAAAUCAUUUGCAGACAUCAAUCUUUACAGAGAGCAGAUUAAGAGAGUGAAAGAUUCAGAAGAUGUACCAAUGGUAUUAGUGGGAAACAAAUGUGACUUACCAACACGGACAGUAGAUACCAAACAAGCUCAAGAAGUAGCCAAGAGCUAUGGGAUUCCCUUCAUUGAGACAUCUGCCAAAACAAGACAGGGUGUUGAAGAUGCGUUUUACACACUGGUGAGAGAAAUUCGCCAGUAUCGGAUGAAAAGGUUGAGCAGCAGCGAAGAUGGGAAACAAGGGUGCACAAGGCUCUCGUGCCUGGUGAUGUGAUCAGCUGCCUGGCAAAAAACACAACACUGGAGAUUGAAUCUUAAUUCCGCUAUGCUGCGUGCUUUGAUGACAUUCCGCCAUUUUCUUGGUGCCCAUUGCCCUGGGUUAAAUUUUUCUGUCAUCACCUGAAGAGACUGUCUCUAUCUACCUCUUUGCUCAGCUGAGCAAGCAAAGAACAUCUCCUUUGUUAAAAUGGUGGGAUUUCCUUCACUCUCUUUUUCGCGGAUCGAUUCAACUUGUGCAGCUGGUUAUGUGUGAAACAACAGAGACCUUGAAAAAUGAUCUUUCCCUCACUCCAGUUUUCCUUCCUUCCAGAGAGAGACUUAUCAGGCUGUGUUCUGAAAAGCCAUUACUUAACACAGUCUUGCUGGCAAUGCUGCAUGUAACUCUUCUCCUUCGUAUGCACCGUUUUCAAAGGGGGAAGUACUUGAAACUUGCUCAAUGUUGAGUUGCAUAAAAUGUUUCUACACCACAUCCACUUAUUGCAUCUAGUUUGACCUCUGUAGUCCUUUGCUUUUUUGUAAUUUAAAAAAAAUGAGAGAGAGGAAGAUCUUUGCUAACCAAGCACCUGUUUGGAAAGGCAAGCCAGAGUUGGACCUUACAUGGGCAGGUUGCAGUGUUGGCUUCUGGCUGAUCCAUCCUGGGCAUAGAAGCUGCUUACCCACAGGCAGGUGGUUGAUCUAUCUGCUGUGAUUAACUGGACCUCUCUAGGGACUCAGCAGAAGUCCUUUUCCCUGCAGCACUAAGAUUUUUUUAACUGGAAGCAAAGGAUGAAAGGUCAACUCUUCUUGUAUAUACUGUAGCUUCUCCCCAGACAUAAGUUUCUGCCCCUAGGACUUCUCUGCCCCAUUAACAAAGGCACUUUGAUGUGAAAGAACCAGUGGGGGUGUCUGGCAUAGCUGGCUCCUCCCCCUCUGGUAAUAAAUGCAUUCCAUUUAGCUUUUCUACUGUGCUUUAAGCCAUUGGUGCUUCCUACCAAGACCAACUAACAGCUGUGGAUGCUACUACAGCUUGCAUAUACUCCAGCCAGUCAUGGUUGUGUCAGGACUGUGUGUUGAGGGGUGAGUUGCCCUAGCUUUAUGUGCACUUUUAGUUUUGAUUUCGCCCUUCAUUUCUUGACACUUUGUCCAGAAUGGCCUCUCUAAUCCUUAUUUGUUAAUGUAUCUGGGAACAUUUGGUUAAUGUUAAUAUGUUUUUGAGAGCCAUUUCUAUGUCACUGCUGUGCAGUAACUCAAAAGAGCUUGAGCAGAAUAGGGAAGAACCUGUAUUUAAUAGUCAACCCCCACCUUAAUGUUGCUUGGAGCAAGAAGUUACCUUACUGUUUGUUGCACAUGCCACACUAGUGGCUGGAUGCUUUAAAAGCCUGUGUGCUCCCAGGCCAAGGUUUCAUGUGUGAGAACUGUUGCUUUUUCUUCCUAUAAUGCCGACUGAAUAUAUAACUACUAAUUGUCUGAAAUAUGUAGGAUCUGAGAAUGAAUUUCUCAUGACUGACACCACUCUCUCAUAACUUUGCAGCAAGACGUCGAAAAAUACUGUACUGUGAUGAUGAGAGGUGCCGUGAAAGCUCUGUGGAGCAUGCACCUGUAAUUGCUGUUUCCUGUGUACAAAUUGUGGCUUCGUGUUGCCCUGAAAGAUAUGCACAAAGUCGGGGGUUGGACUGCAGUGGAAACAAAAUCUAGAUAUUAAACCUUUCCCUGGCGAUUCUGUUACAUGGUUAAUUUACUGCACAAGCUGAAGACGUAGGAGCAAACAACUGUGUAAUCAUAAACCUUAAAUGAUACUAGGCAAGUGUUUCCUAAAAAUAACUUUGCUGUUGUCUAAUAUGGCAGUGAUCUAUCAUUUCUAACAAAUCUGUGCCUGAAUGUCAGCAUCCAAACUGCAUUAUGUGAGGAAAUGUAGUUUUAUGGCAUUACCUUACAUAUGGAUUAAAUCAUUACAAUUUAGGCUUAAGACACUCCGCAGGGCUUGGGGGUGUCCACUAAAAAGCGUUUGUUUCUGAGCGGUUAAAUUGCAUGAACUGGAUAAAGCUCCUGCUCAUGUAUUUUUCCCAGCCUAUGUGAAAAAGGAAUUUCAUUGCUCCCCUAACCCCAGGUCAGGGCUAUUGUGUCUAGAACAGGCUGAUCCAGCAGAUGUCUCAGUGAGGAAAGGUGUGAUAAUGACCAGGCUCUCCUGCAACCAUUCAAGGCACAGGAAUGCUGCUGGGGAAUGCUGGUGGCACCACAUUCAAAUGUUGGCCUUAAAAGAUGUCUGUGGGCAUCUUCUCUAUCUAGCACAUAGCACGUUCUCUCUUCUCAUGUUGUGACUUCAGGAGCCUGGAGAUUAAAUGUCAUAUUUGGCUGUGGUUUCUGCAUGGUAGCAUGUGUUAACACAUUUGAGAAGCCCACAUUAGAAUAUUAGCCGGUGUGACAGCCAGUGUCUGGCUUGAACAGAAGAUGCCUCUUUCCUGUGCAUAACUCUUGUACAGAUGAAACCAAGUCUUCACGCCCCUACAUGCUGCAGCAUAGUGGACCUGAUAUCAGAAGGCUUGAAUAUGGACAUGCAUAUCUGUGCUGGGCCUUGUGCAGUCUGCAAAAUACAGGAGGAGAAAUCUUGUUGAGAGAGAUUUUGUUUUUUCCCUCUAGAAACCUGGCAUUUUGUUGUGUGUGGAGGGUGCUCGGAUGGCUGUUCCUGCCAGGCCAAUGUGUAUUUGAGCGUAAUAUCCAAAGGAUAUACUUAAGAAAUAAUCCAUCAGUAACCCAUAUACUCUCUCAGGAUCCUUGUACUAUAAUAUGCUAAAGCACAGUCUCUGAGAUUAAUUCUGGAUGCAAAAGGCAGCCCUGAAAAAAAAUGCUAUACAUGUUCCCAGUUGAGGCUCCUUAGAACAAGUGUCUGAGCACCUUUCCAAGCCUCUGAGCACCUUUGGAAUUGUGAUAUGGAGUGGGGCACAGCCUCGGUAUGACUGCUGCAGAGGGCAGAGCCAAGCACAAAAUAUCUCGGAGCGAGCCUAUGCAUCGCUCUAAGAGUAACUCUUCACUAUUUCAGGCAGAAGCUCUAUUUAACAGAAUGCCUUUUAAAACGAGCAUGUUGUUUAAACAUAUUUUCUUGCAUAGACACAGCUUAGCUUCAGUCACAAAAGGAUUCUUGUUCUGUGGAGCCAGCUGCUGCUGAAGCAAGUUUUUAAAAAUCUGUCAGAUCUCCAGUAGGCAAUCAAAAGCCCUGCUGGACAAAGCCCCAUGUAGCACUACCUGUUUUUUAAAAACACUUGAUGGGCGCCUGGAAAGAUGUCAGUGAAUGCCAUGGCCUUAAGGAAACAGCUGAUUUUUUACUUCCUUUCACAAUUGGGUAAAAUAAGGCCUGCAUAUAGGAAACCUUUAACUCAAGCUGAGAUCAGAUAGAUGUAAUUUUCCUCCUGGCCUUCAUUUGGGGAGAUUUCUCAGUUGAUACUACUAGUAAGACUGUAUCAGUAGUAUGGUUGCAAGUGCCUUGUAUACUGAAUACUCUUAACAUAUUGUCUGUUCUGCCUCAAGAGGCUUAGUUGACCAGAAGACAACAAUAUGGUGCUCUCAUUUAUUAAACAAUAUCAAGUGUGAAGCAAGCUACUGAUACUUGCAUUUUCCCCAGACCUAGGUCAGUGGUUGCAUACGAGGUUGAAUGCUUGUGAAAAAAAAUUCCAGCAUAUGGAUUGAGAAUGGUUAAUGAAUGUGAGGGCUGAGAUGUUUAAAUGUAAUUUUUAAACUUUUUUUGGGGGGGGUGUAUUUUACUUGUGCAAAUGAAAGCCCCUUUGCACUUUUAGAGUUGUCCAUCUGAAUGUAUAUGAUGCAGAAACUAACCACUGCCAUUUUGUACUUCAGUGUAUUAGUCAAGUAGUAAAACGUAGGUGUAUGUGCAAAUUACAAGAUUGCGUUUCUGGUUCCAAAUCAGUCAGGCUGUGACGACGAUGACAUGUAAUUCUGUGGCAGCUAAUAGGAGGAUGCCCGAGCUACGGGAUCCUAAUCUAUGUGUUUCCUUCUGUCAGGAAAACAACGAUUAACCUCAAUAUCAGUCUGGCACUCUUCCUUCUCUCCCUUUCUCCAUCACCAGAGGUGAUGCUCUUGUUAUGCAGCAGACUGUUUUCCGAGGGCCCCAAAGCGAAACACCACAGCUAAUAAGGCAGUUGGUUAAGACUUGCUCCUGUUCUGUAUGUAUGAAAAGAGGUAUCCUUCCAUUGUGGUUGCAAGGCACUUGAUGGACUUGGAUUGCAAGUCAUCACUAUUAAAGGUGGACAUGUUAUCAAAGGAUUAAUAUCAGUUCAAUUGUAAUGUAAUCCAUUUCUCAAAAAGUCUGUUUUUAAUGUUUCAAUUUUGGUUUUAAAAAAUCCUCUGAAAA
This is a messenger RNA of Sphaerodactylus townsendi, 5743 nucleotides long. It is a transcript of the gene NRAS, whose product is annotated as NRAS proto-oncogene, GTPase. Gene Ontology annotation, biological process: Ras protein signal transduction. The transcript is spliced from 6 exons. Gene Ontology annotation, cellular component: plasma membrane. Gene Ontology annotation, molecular function: GTPase activity; GTP binding; GDP binding. The coding region runs from base 830 to 1399 and encodes 189 amino acids. NCBI's taxonomy places the organism in Eukaryota, Metazoa, Chordata, Lepidosauria, Squamata, Sphaerodactylidae. The record is from RefSeq and is a predicted model, not a curated record.